This is a messenger RNA of Manduca sexta (tobacco hornworm), 2459 nucleotides long. It is a transcript of the gene NiPp1, whose product is annotated as nuclear inhibitor of protein phosphatase 1. Gene Ontology annotation, cellular component: nuclear speck. Lineage: Eukaryota; Metazoa; Arthropoda; Insecta; Lepidoptera; Sphingidae. Gene Ontology annotation, molecular function: protein serine/threonine phosphatase inhibitor activity; mRNA binding; protein binding. The record is from RefSeq and is a predicted model, not a curated record.
UUCAAAUUCAUUCAUUCAGUUUCUAAGUCCCAAUUGACGCGAAAUUGGUGUUUCGCGAGAUUUAAUUUCAAAUUAGCGCUUUAUUAUGUGAUGUUUGGGUUUCUUAUUCCUGUUUGAGCUCAAUAUUUACAUUUAUACGACCAUGGCAAAUCAUUAUGAAGUGCCCAACUGGGCGGGCAAGCCACCAACCGGUCUUCAUUUGGACGUCUUAAAAGGGGACAAGUUGAUACAGAAGCUUAUGAUUGAUGAGAAAAAAUGCUAUUUAUUUGGACGCAAUCCCCAAAUGAAUGACUUCUGCAUAGAUCAUGCAAGUUGCUCAAGAGUUCAUGCGGCUUUUGUUUAUCACAAACACUUGAACCGAGCCUUUUUAGUUGAUUUAGGGAGUACUCAUGGAACCUAUAUUGGACAGAUGCGAUUGGAGCACAAGCCAACUCAGCUACCUAUAGAUUCAUCCUUCCAUUUUGGUGCUUCCACCAGAAAUUAUAUUAUAAGAGAGAGGCCGACUGGUAAUGCACGAGGUAUUAUGGAAGAUUUGCCGAACACAGAGACGGAGGGUGCGUUAUUAGGCUUGCCUGAAACUCAGACUGAAUUAGAUAAUUUAACAGAGUUUAACACAGCGCAUAAUAGGAGAAUUUCCAUGUUGGGAAUAUCUACAGAAGAUGGCAGCGAUGUGAUGAAGCCGCCCACUGGCACCAAGAGGUCAGCAUCCAUGCCAAGUGGUAUGGCCAAGAAACAAAAGCGAAACGUCUCGUUUAACGAAGAGGUGGACAUCAUCAAUCCGGAAGACAUAGACCCCACCAUCGGCCGGUUCCGGAACCUGGUCAAGUCGACCAUAGUGCCCAACCCCAACUCGGCGCCUAGGAAGCUUAAAUUACAAGGCGCUGAUGACAGUCAGCAUCACCACUCCCUGCGUUUGCAAGAGAUAUCGCGCGGCAGCAAUCUGUAUUCGGAUUUGCCCGCGCCCAGCUCACAUCUCAGUCUAAUUGGUGCAAGACUCGGCUUGUCGUUACCGAAUCCGGCGCCUGAUGUGGAGCUGGAGGGACCCGAGCCGCAUCUCAACGUACACCCGCCGUUACCGCAUGCAGCAUCAGAAGAAGCCGGUCCUUCAAGCGAGCCUAGGAAGAAGAAAUAUGCGAAGGAAGCCUGGCCUGGAAGGAAGCCUGCACUUAUACCGGGUGUAUGAAAAUUAAUAUAUAAACAUAGUGAUAAGUGACUGCCGUGGACAGUUUGUGUUUUAUAUGUGAAUGAAAUAAGGAAUAUAUAAUAACUACAGAUGGAAAGCAGAAGAUGGAAUUUUAUUCAGAACAGUUGCCAACUCAGGUGUUCUAAAUUCAAAGGAUAUUUGAAAUUAACGGCCAUUUUUGAUAAGCGAUUCUAAUUUUAAUCUUGGCUCUGAUCCCGAGAAUGGACCAAUCAGAAUCCGUUAUUUGUAGGCGUCAAAAAUACUGGAUUCGGAUUGGUCCAUUUUUGCGAUGGAUCGAAAAAAAUUAGGAUCGUUUAUUGGAAAAAGGGGGGUGAGUGGAUAAGCCUCUAAAAAUAUUUUUUUUUACGAUACCGAUAUUGGGUCGUAAUUUGUUUUUUUUUUACAAUAUAUGUGUAUAUGUACUACAUUUUCACCAUUUACCUUGUUCGUAAAUAACAAUCAUGGCUGUUAUUACAUGUUCCUGAAAAUAAAAAUUGCAGUGCGUCGCUGAAAUGUUACUAUCCAUCCAUGCAAAGAAUUUUGUGUGUAUUUCCAAUAUUUUAUCUGUGCAUUGCAUGUCCUGUUGUAAAACUAAAACUAAUUGUUGAGCUGACCCAACAGUGAGAUAAUGGCAGGUGAUUGACAUGUGGGUCUAGUGUGCCGCUGCGAAUUGUCAAUAUUGCAUUAGUAUGGAGGAUCCGAUUUUUUUUGUGUUUAGGCGUCCAUGCAGUCAAUAUGGGGGAAACCUGCAAAUGGUAUUAUUGUCUCGGUUUAAAGACUGCAGGGAUGGAGAGUGGGAACUGGGGAAGGAUGGGAGCUUUCGAAAAUAGGGAAGAAGUGUUCGCAGGUCCUUAUAAGUCUCAAUUUGAAUUGACAAUUACGAGGCUGCAAUAAAUGUCCCCCUUGCAAGGGCGUGCAUUCGGUGGACCGACCUGAAGUUAGGUGCGUUAUCUACAUCUAUCACUCGCUAGUCAGAAACAAUGGCUAUGUUCAGUACAGACAAAAAAUUUACAAACUGAAUGAAGAGAAAUAAAGGGAUGAAUGGGGUGAAUCGUUCUUGUAAUGAGAGUAAUGAAUCGAUUGCUUAAUAUAAAAGCAUAGUUAUUGCAAUUUACACAAAGAAUUGUCAAUUAGAUAAGAGUAAGAAUAAAUAUGUAAUUCGUCCCAUUUAACAAUAUUAUGGUCAUGCGCGCCAUCAUUCCUAUUCACCCCCAGUUGACGGUAUACUAUAUAGUUAUCUAUAUGGCUUUUAUGUGGAGGCACGCAGUACCCAAAA